Crotalus tigris (Tiger rattlesnake) is the source of this 853-nucleotide messenger RNA. It is a transcript of the gene LRRC20, whose product is annotated as leucine rich repeat containing 20. Bases 368 to 838 code for a protein of 156 amino acids. Gene Ontology annotation, molecular function: protein binding. The transcript has 5 exons. The record is from RefSeq and is a predicted model, not a curated record. NCBI's taxonomy places the organism in Eukaryota, Metazoa, Chordata, Lepidosauria, Squamata, Viperidae.
UUUAAAUCCCCUCGCGGAACCGCGCAGAGGCCCACGGUGGCCCACGAGAGAGGGCGCUCGUUCUGCCUGGCUUCGCUUCGCUUCCCAGGCCGCGGCUUCAGCGCUGAUGAUUGGUCCCGGCUUCGGGGCUGUUCUCCGUCCGACUCGUCGGGAGAGCUUUCCAAUUCCCCACCCCCCUCGGUCUGGCUAGAGGAUUUAAACGGAGGCCCAGCUGCUCCCGUCCUUCCCCAUGGCUGGGGGAGGCGAGCCAAGAGCGCGGCGGUCGCAGGUGCGCCACGCUCCAGCUGCCGAGGGCGGAAGAAAACUCUGCUGUGCAUUUGCGCUGUAGGACCUUUCUGAAAGGAUUUUCCUGAUUGGAUAUACCUGCAUGGAGAAAAAAAUGGGUGAAGCUGUUGCCAGAGUAGCUAAGAAGGUGAAUGAAACAGUUGAAAAUCAAGCAGAUUCUCUUGAUUUGGCAGACUGCAAAUUGAUGACAUUUCCCAUCGCUCUUUAUAAAGUCAUGAGGCAUGUGGCUGAAGGCAUACAUCUCAUCACGUUGGCCAACAAUGAGCUGAAGUCUGUAACCGGCAAAUUCAUUAUCACUUUUAGCCAGCUGAGAGAACUUAAUCUGGAAGGGAAUUAUAUUCAUCACUUGCCAGAAGAGGUCCGAACCCUGUUACAUCUGAGAAUUAUCAACCUGUCCAGGAACAAAUUUCACAUUUUUCCUGACCAGCUGACUUCUUUGCAGGCUCUUGAAAUGAUCAACCUUGAAGAGAAUGAGAUUACAGGUGAACUCAACAGAAGUGCUGUAAUGACAGCUGCAGAGAAUACCAAAUGCAUAGGUAAGAUAUGUCAAUGAGAUGUUUCAGCUUUG